AUGGGCACACCACCGAGAAGCAGCGGCAACAUUGCUGCUGCCAAGUCGCAGUCCACGCCUCCUUCGGACGAACAACUUCCGUCGGUGCGUCGCGAAACCGAUGUCCUGACCAAGCAGCUCGGCGACUUGGGCUCGUCACGGCGCGAGGAUCGUCGUCUCGCUAGUAAGACUGGUGUCCUCACCUCCGAAGAGCACAAGCUGGGUAAUCUCAAUGUUGUCGCUGCUUACAAGGCUCACUUCCGCGAGUCGCCCUUCGAGUUUCUUCAGCAGUUUGUUGCUUAUGGUCAAGGCACAGGCUGGCGUGGCUAUUCCAACUAUAUCGGUGCUCCUAUUCUGUACAAGGGCUGCUCAGAGGAGAGCAUUCGUGCCGUGCUCAACAGCGAGCAGGUGCAGGAACGCAUUCGGAAACUCGCCUCGAGUCGGGUCGACCAUCUUUUGCCAGAGCAGCCUCCGCUCUCGCCCACCGGUCCCAACAAGACGCAAAAGAACCUCGCCAUCUUUAAAGAGCGCAAGAAGCGUCAGAUCGAACAGCAGCUUCGAGACGAAGCAUUCGCCAUCUUGCGGGUUAGUGUGGCCCGCAUCGACUCGCUCUCCUUUCUCAAGUUCUUUGCUGCUACCGUCAACAAUGUGCUCGCCAGAAUGUAUCACCAAGGCAUUCACAUCAGCGUUCCUCAGGUGCUCGAGCUCCGUCGCGUCGCCGCCUACGCUGCUGAGCGCAAGCAGAGUAUCCUCUUCCUCCCUUGCCACAAGUCUCAUAUUGAUUACCUCACCGUUUCCUGGCUCAUGUUCCGCCUUGGCAUCGCCCUCCCCCACAUCAUUGCUGGUGAAAAUCUCGAUCUGCCGGUUUUGGGCGAUGUUUUGCGUAAAGGAGGUGCCUUCUUUAUCCGUCGCACCUUUUCAGGCGAUCAGCUCUACCCGGCUGUCAUCAAGGAGUAUGUCGAGACCCUCCUCGCCAGCGGCAAGAACCUCGAGUGCUUUAUCGAAGGCACGCGUUCGCGCACCGGAAAGCUGUUACCACCCAAGCUCGGCAUCCUCAAGUACGUCGUCGAAGGUUUGCUCGACGGACGCACCGACGACGUUUGGAUCUGCCCCGUCAGCCUGCAGUACGACUCGGUCAUCGAGUCGGAGACGUAUGUCUCCGAGUUGCUCGGCAAGCCAAAGGAGGCGGAGUCCCUUCUGGGACUGCUUUCGGGCAGCUCGUCGUUGCUCCAACUCAAGAUGGGUCGCAUCGACAUCCGCUUCGACACGCCUUGGUCAUUACAAGGCUUCAUUCAGGAGCAGAAAGACCGAAGAGCUGCGCCCGGCGACACGGGCGAAAAGGUGGAGCUCGAUCCGAUCAACAACGAUCAACACCGAGUGCUCUUGCUCAAGGCGCUUGGCUACCGUGUACUUGGCGACAUCAACAAAGUCUCGGUGGUCAUGCCUGCUGCACUGAUUGGUACCGUAGUACUCACCUUGCGUGGACGAGGCGUGUCAAGAAGCGAGCUGAUUCGCAGGGUGGACUGGUUGCGCUCAGCUAUUACCAACAAGGGCUUUACUGUCGCCGAUUUUGGCGCUAUGAAGACGGGCGAAGUGGUUGACCGUGCGCUCAGCACCGUCAUGAAGGGUCUCAUCGCCGAGGAAAAGGACGUUAUGGAGCCCACGUUUGUUCCCGUCAAACGCUUCGAGCUCAGCUUCUACCGCAACCAGGUGAUCCACAUCUUUGUUUCGGAAUCACUUGCUGCCGCCGCGCUGUACACCAAGGUCAAGCAGGGCGGUACCGCACCCAUGCAGAGGAUGACACGCAAGGAUCUGAUAAGCGAAUGUCUUUUCAUCUCUUCGGUGCUGCGCAGCGAGUUCGUGUUUGGCGUCGACUCGCUCGAGGUCAACGUGGACCGCACCGUCGAUGGCAUGGUAGCCGCCGGUAUUUUGGAGAGACACCCAGAUAUCAAACCAGAGGAAGGCGGCUCGAUCGAGCUCAGUGCAAAGGAGCGCGAGAAUGGACGAGAGAACUACGAUUCAUUCCUCUUUCUCAUCUGGCCUUUCAUCGAAGGGUACUGGCUUGCAGCCGUCUCGCUUCUGUCGCUCAUCCCGCAAGGCGCCGAAACCAAGGGAUAUCCCACCGAAAAGCUGCCGUGGUUCGCAGCCAAGGACUUUGAAAAGCACACGCAGCUGCUGGGCAAGACGCUCUACGCACAGGGAGAGCUGUCGUACCUCGAGUCGAUCAAUGCUGCCACCUUGUCGCAAGCGUUCACGCGCAUGGAGGAGAUGGGCAUGAUCCUGCGCAAGAAGUCGUCGCACCAGAAGCCUGUUCCCAUCAUGUCGCUGCAUCCGAGCUUUUGGCCCUCGCAAACGGCGAAACUCACGGACUACAUCGACCGCCUCUCGCAGUUCCGUCGUGAAGGCAAGGACCGUCGAGAGCAGAACGUAGGAGCCAAGGUUCGCAAGUACACGUCCAUGUACAUUCCCGCCGCGGUCGAAGUGUCUGACAUCAAGCAACGGCAAGCACAGCUUUGA
This is a messenger RNA of Sporisorium graminicola, 2496 nucleotides long. RefSeq lists its product as uncharacterized. Gene Ontology annotation, cellular component: mitochondrial membrane. NCBI's taxonomy places the organism in Eukaryota, Fungi, Basidiomycota, Ustilaginomycetes, Ustilaginales, Ustilaginaceae. The record is from RefSeq and is a predicted model, not a curated record. The transcript has a single exon. Bases 1 to 2496 code for a protein of 831 amino acids.